UGAGACACAGGUGCAGCGUUGCCAGUUUGUUGUAUACAAGAUCUCAGUGAUUUUACUGGUUAACUUUGUGUCUAAAUAAGUAAUCAUACUCUGACCUGAAUUCAAUUUAACUGAAACUCUUUUACUUUUACUAAAAUAUGAUUUGUUGUAAAAUGAUCAGAGAGUUCAUUCCAUGGAGUAACUUUACAGUCCUAUUCAGCAUCGGACAAUGGAUUAACUGGAUUGACGGAUUAAACAUGGACAUCUUCUAUCUGUUCGUGCUCCUGCUUUCGUGCAGGAUUCAAGUAGUCGCAGGUCGGAUGAAGCUGUCGCCUGAAACACUAACCGUCCUGCGAGGAGAGGAGGCCCGUUUUACCUGCAGUGCCUCCAACACCCGGUGGACUGUUAUGGUGUGGCUGCUGAAUGGCACAGCGGUUCUCACCAUCGCAAAGGAUGGUGGUGUCCUGCCCUCCGUCAACCCAAAUGUGACGGCCGAGACAAGCUCCGUCUCACAUGGAGACAGCUGGGUGUUUGUCCUGAAGUUCACAGAGAGGCACGACCAGGGACCAGUGACCUGUGACCUCCAGGGCAUCGAUAGGAAAACAGCAAGCCUGUUUGUACAAGAAAAAGGCAGCGUGAAAGUCGUUGGGGAAGACAAGUUGGCUUUUAAGGGUCAGUCGGUCCCGUUUGAAUGCCAAGCAGCCGGAUGGUACCCUCCACCCACUUUGCAAUGGCAAGUGAAUGACAAAAAGGUGAACCAGGAUGAAUACAACACCAGCAGUGAAGAGUCAGGGAAGAGCCUCUUCACUGUAACCAGCAACCUCAGCGUUACGGCAGUGAAGAGCUCUCAUGUGGCUUGUCUGGCCUUCGUGUCUGCCCUCCUCACACCACUGAAGAGCAGCGUCGACAUUGCAGAGGUGCUGCAGGAGGAAGUUGACUGCACGCUCCCUCUGGCACUCACGGCCUCCCUCUCUGCUCUUCUGCUGCUCCUCCUGCUCUGCAUCUGCACCGUCCUCUGGCACAGGCGAAGGAGACAAGCAAAACCGAGCCCACAGGAGGCAAUAAGGUCCGACCAAUCGGUGAGCGGGAGACGCUCGGUUGCUGAGCAGACGGGAGGGAAGGUGAACCUGGGAUAUUCGAGCGAGGGCCCCACAGAUGCAGUUAACAAUGAGCUAAUCGUGGAAACUCGUAGGCAGGAGGACUUUGUCAGCUUUCACAAGGUCCCUGAUGUGGUGUCCUCCAGCAGCCUGUCGCUACACAAUAUGGCACCACCGCAGGUGUGUCUAUCAGAGGAAAACUCCAAGAAUGUCAGGAGAAUUACCACAGUUUGAAUUAUGAUAUGAAAUAUAAAAAGAAUGUGGUGUCAAUGAUGUACACUAUUGUACAGGACAGUAUUUACAGGUGGGCCACUCACCAUAAUGUUUGACAUUUUUGUAAAGUUGUAAGCUGAUGUUAUGUAAUCUUUAGCUAAAUGUGUGCAGCACAUUAUUUCUAAAAUAUAUUGUGAUGCCUUUAACUUUAAUGUAUCCUUGAACUGUUUUUAG
Molecule: messenger RNA, 1523 nt
Organism: Anarrhichthys ocellatus (wolf-eel)
Lineage: Eukaryota; Metazoa; Chordata; Actinopteri; Perciformes; Anarhichadidae
Gene: igsf5b
Product: immunoglobulin superfamily, member 5b
Exons: 10
Coding region: 138-1310 (390 amino acids)
Source: RefSeq, a predicted model, not a curated record